AUGUACGUGGAGGAGACAGUGAGCGAGCCUGCUGCCUGCCUGCCUUCUGCCACUGCUGCUUCAGUGGAGGAGGAGGGGACGCCGGGAGGGGAGGCGCUUGCUCUGGAGCCCGGGCUGACCCCAGGCAUCCCGACAGGUGGAGAUGACAUGACUGCACUGGAGAGGAAGAAGGGCAAGGACCUACGCGGUCAGCAAGUUUUCCUGCGUCCAGAGGAGGGUUCCGCCCCCGCCAGGCUCUCCGCUGUGCCGUCAGACCAACUCCAGGCUCCGUGUCGCUACUCUACCUGCCUCCUGUCCACAGCAAAUGCGGCAAAUGAGCUGCUGUGGUGGUGUUUUUUUCUGAAGGUGCACAGGGCCACUGCCGACUUGACAGUGCAGAGAGGAGUUGGCAUAAAACAGCGAACUCUUCUGUUUAUUGACUAG
Molecule: messenger RNA, 423 nt
Organism: Knipowitschia caucasica
Lineage: Eukaryota; Metazoa; Chordata; Actinopteri; Gobiiformes; Gobiidae
Source: the annotation of a GenBank genome assembly